Molecule: messenger RNA, 1398 nt
Organism: Cucumis sativus (cucumber)
Lineage: Eukaryota; Viridiplantae; Streptophyta; Magnoliopsida; Cucurbitales; Cucurbitaceae
Product: transmembrane protein 45B
Exons: 4
Coding region: 304-1128 (274 amino acids)
Source: RefSeq, a predicted model, not a curated record
GGGGCAAUUCGUUAAGUUUGAGAAGGUGGAACCGACCGGAAUCAGAUCCUCACCUUGCCGCCAUCGUCAACGCCACGUUCAAGCACUCUCUCCUUCUCUCUCUCUCCCUUCCUUUGCGCCAAACCCUUUUUCGGGGACCGCAAAAGGGCUGAUUUUUCUGCAACAAACACUCCCUCGCAUGGUGGGAUCGACUACUCUUAAUCACCUUAUUAUGCAAUCAAUUUGGCUUAAUGGUAGAAGAGGAGAAGUUAUCAUAAAAGUGAAGAUCACGGAGGAAUAGAGUGGUAAAAGCGAUUUGAAGAUAUGGGAUCUUUUAAGGGCCAUGUUCUUCCAGGAACGCUGUUUCUUCUGGUUGGUGUUUGGCACGUGUGGAGUGCUCUGCUUCGGUACGUGUUAAAUCCUAGCUUGUUUCGUGUUCGUGUGUGGAAUCCUAUGCCUGGCUUCGACGGAAAACUCAAAUACUUAGAGCUUUAUGUUAUUGUUAUUGGCGGUUUCAUUGAUUUGUGUAUUGAGCUUUUGUAUUCAACCCAUCUCAAGUUCUUCGUUAAUGGAGUUUUGAACCCUUCACAUAUGAACAACUUUGAACAUUCGGGGAUGCUUCUCAUGUUCUUCAUUUUUGGAGUCAUCGCUUUGCUCUCUGAAAAAUCCAGAUUUGUUCGUCUACCAGACGAAGCGCUUUGUCUGAUUGCUGCCAUGGCAUUCUGCGCCGAAUAUCUGUUGUUUUACUUUCAUUCAACUACUCAUAAAGGCCUCGAGGGUUACUACCAUAUUCUCCUUGUCCUCUUGAUAGGGCUCUGCAUUUUGUCGACGGUUGCUGGAGCUAUUUUACCUACCAGCUUUUCAGUUGACGUGUGCAGCGGUAUCGCCAUAACGCUCCAGGGUCUUUGGUUUUAUCAAACAGCCUUCACUUUGUAUGGUCCAAUGAUGCCUGAUGGUUGUGAGCUAAAGGAUGAUAUGAUGGUCAUGUGUUAUUCAAAAGAUAGUGAGGUUAGAGGUGAACUCCUUGCAAAUUUCCAGCUCUUUUCUAUGGUCGUUGGAGUCCUUGGUGGGGUCAUCGGAGUUUACUGGUUUGCAGCAUCGAAGUACGGGCGAUCCGACCUCGGAAGUUCGAAUGCCAUCCAAGACUAGAUUGUUUCCGGGUCACUUUGUAAUAUUUUGAGGCAAAUAGUUCUUUCUGCUCUCCAAUGACUUUGCAGUAUAUUGUUGCUUAAGUUCUUUUUGUGUAAUCAUGUGUCAAUGGCAAACAUAGUCUAUGGUUUUAUUCUUUUGGGGACUGAUUGGAAACUAUAGUUUCUUUUCGAAAUUUUCAAAUAACAUUUAUCAUAAUAGUGACAUUAAAAAAUAUUUGAGAUGCUCAUCAUGAGCAUAGCUAAGGAGCAUAUUAUAUGUUAAGUUGAA